Colletotrichum karsti is the source of this 2085-nucleotide messenger RNA. RefSeq lists its product as uncharacterized. The record is from RefSeq and is a predicted model, not a curated record. The transcript has 6 exons. Gene Ontology annotation, biological process: DNA repair. Lineage: Eukaryota; Fungi; Ascomycota; Sordariomycetes; Glomerellales; Glomerellaceae. The coding region runs from base 1 to 2085 and encodes 694 amino acids.
AUGGCAGCUUCCAAGCCCCGGCCCAUGGAUGACGAGAACUUCCGCAUCUGGGCUGACAACCGCCAAGCUCUUUGUGAUGCUUUGCCCUACUUCAAGUCUCACGAGGGCAGCCUUUACACGUCGCUGAAGGUUGCCAAGGGCAUUCUCAUCAACAAGCAUGACACUGUGCGUGAUAUGCUGGGCUCAGAGGUGAUCAUUACCACUCUGGGUGGCGGAAGAAAGAAGAACGACCAGGGAGUGUACUUCCGAACUGGGGAUGGAUCCAAGAUUGUACUCAGAGCUGCAACCCUUGCAAUGGAGGCGCAUUCACCAAUUGGUGUUAUUCUUGGUAACAAGUACCCGUCACUGUCCAUCCCACUUGAGCAUGUCUACAAUGUGCUGGACUUCUUCACGCUCACAGACAUCUGGUCUGAGAGAGACACCAGAACCACUGAUGGUGUUUCUGUGUGGAAGAUCCGGCUUGAGAAGACUGAUCGCACCAAGAAGUCCUGGUGGGGAUCUGGAGAUGCAGUUGAUCCCUCAGUCGGCGGGUUUCCCGAGGAAAGACAGCACUGCAACAAGUGUCUUACUCCAUCCAAGCAGAUGUUCUCUCAGGGUUGGACCUGCCUGAAUGAUGACUGCGAGGAUACCUUCAUCUUCCCUGGUGGCAUCAGUCCUAUGGAGCUGACCUUUGCUUCCGAUGAAGCUUCUCCUCUGGCAUGGUGCACGGAGUGCCAUAAGAGCAGCAAGACGAUCUUCAAGGAUGGAUGGACUUGUCUCAACAAGGCCUGUGCCACCGCCUACUUCAAGUUCCCGGCUGGAGUCGAUGUCACCAAGCUGUCCUACUCGAAGGAGUUCCUCCAAGAGCGCACCGCCCACACCCUACCAGUAGGCUAUAUGCUGCAACCUCCACUCCCCCGUGUUGGCGCGGGUGGGUUCCUAGGGACGGAGAAGCAGAUGCGAGUUGGCAUCGUUUGUCCGCUAUGUGGCUGCUGCUCGAGACGAAAGUUCUGGACACGCUGGGCUUAUGAGAACCCAGUGUGCGGCUUCGUCUUGAAUGCCAAGCCAAGUCCACUUCCGGUGACCUCCAUCCACAUCGAGGAAUACCACCAUAACAGAAUGGCUUCGUUUGCGAACGUAAAGGCGGACUUCAACAUUCUACGGAAUGGCAACUCCGCGGAAGGCUAUGCUAUGGAGCAGUACCUGCUUCCGGACCCUCUCGACAUUACAGAAAUCCUCGGAUCUGUCACCGUCUUCCGAUCAACACCGGUGGUCAACCAGCACCCUGGAGGUCCUGACCGUAUGUGGCAUCAUCUGCUUGAUGAGACGGCCAAAGACAAUUUUGGGCUUCAGAGAAACGCUGCCAUCCAUCCUGGUUUGCCCAGCGAGAAGUUCACUCGUAACUUCCUCCAGAACUUUGGUGCUCCCUACAAGUUCGCGGUUGACGUGGCCACCAAGUCCUUCAACGAGGCGCCUGAAUCCAUCAUCGCAGCUCUCAAGAGACUGCGAUGGGCUGGCAGAGUCUCUGUCGAGAACAUGAACAACGCGCUUGAAGACGAGAACUUGGAUGUGGUUCGCGAUUCCGUCUCCGAUAGAUUUGUUGACUUCAACGAGCUUCUCUUCAUCGGAUACAUGGAGGAUGACAGAAUUGGCUACCAUGACGAUGGCGAGAGCACCCUGGGACCCACGGUUGCUACGCUCUCUCUUGGAAGCCCAGCUCAGAUGAUGUUCCGCUGCAAGAGCAGAUACGUGGGACAGAAUCCGACGGGAAUGGACCCCGUUGUUCUCAAGCUCCCGUUGCGCCACGGAGAUAUGGUGGUGAUGCAUGGCACUCGUAUUCACCAGGCAUAUGAACAUGCCGUCAACCCCAAGGGAAGACGUCGCUUCGCCCUGACGUCUCGGUACAUCGUUCCAGAGACGCUGGACGCCAGCGCAAGAGCCGAAGCUGCCAAGAAGAGUCUGGUUCGACCGAUCCCAGCGUUCUGGGACUUCCCCGGAGCGACCAGUCAGACAGCGAGCACACGGAGGGCUACGACUGGAAGGAAGCGCCGUAGCGGCGAGGUUGACGACACGAAGAAAACUAAGAAGCCUAAGACCAAGGCCUAG